AAAAACCGAAACGAUUACACUUCUCGAAUCUUCUUCUCUAUGCUCGAUAUCAAACAUGGCGAAUCAAGCUGAAUCAUCCGACUCGAAGGGGACGAAGAGGGAUUUUAGCACCGCGAUUCUGGAGAGAAAGAAGGCGGCGAAUCGUUUGGUUGUGGAUGAGGCGAUUAACGAUGAUAACUCCGUCGUUUCUCUUCACCCUGAAACCAUGGAGAAGCUACAGCUUUUUCGUGGUGAUACCGUUUUGAUUAAGGGAAAGAAGAGGAAGGAUACUGUGUGUAUUGCUUUAGCUGAUGAUACUUGUGAUGAACCAAAAAUUAGGAUGAACAAGGUUGUUAGGUCUAACCUCAGGGUUAGGCUUGGAGAUGUUAUCUCUGUUCAUCAAUGUCCUGAUGUCAAGUAUGGGAAGCGUGUUCACAUCUUGCCUAUAGAUGAUACCAUUGAAGGAGUUAGUGGCAAUAUAUUUGAUGCUUACCUUAAACCUUAUUUCUUGGAGGCAUACCGUCCGGUGAGGAAGGGUGAUCUUUUCUUGGUUAGAGGAGGGAUGAGAAGUAUUGAGUUUAAGGUUAUUGAGACCGAUCCUGCUGAGUACUGUGUGGUUGCACCAGAUACAGAAAUUUUCUGUGAGGGUGAACCGAUAAAGAGAGAGGAUGAGGAGAGGUUGGAUGACGUUGGGUAUGAUGAUGUUGGUGGUGUCAGGAAACAAAUGGCUCAGAUUCGGGAACUUGUUGAGCUCCCAUUGAGGCAUCCACAACUCUUCAAGUCCAUUGGUGUGAAACCUCCCAAAGGAAUCUUGCUAUAUGGUCCCCCUGGUUCUGGAAAGACACUGAUUGCCCGUGCUGUUGCUAAUGAGACUGGUGCAUUUUUCUUCUGUAUCAAUGGUCCCGAGAUCAUGUCGAAGCUAGCUGGUGAGAGUGAAAGCAAUCUCAGGAAAGCGUUUGAGGAAGCUGAGAAGAAUGCCCCCUCAAUCAUCUUUAUUGAUGAGCUCGAUUCGAUUGCUCCAAAAAGAGAAAAGACACACGGGGAAGUUGAAAGACGUAUUGUAUCACAGCUCUUGACACUUAUGGAUGGGCUUAAAUCCAGAGCCCAUGUCAUUGUUAUGGGAGCAACCAACCGUCCCAACAGCAUUGACCCCGCUUUGAGAAGGUUUGGACGAUUUGACAGAGAGAUUGAUAUUGGUGUUCCUGAUGAGAUUGGUCGUCUUGAAGUUCUCAGGAUUCACACCAAGAACAUGAAGCUUGCGGAAGAUGUUGAUUUGGAAAGAGUAUCCAAAGACACCCAUGGUUAUGUUGGUGCUGAUCUUGCAGCAUUAUGCACUGAAGCUGCUCUCCAAUGCAUCAGGGAGAAGAUGGACGUGAUUGACCUAGAUGACGAGGAGAUAGAUGCUGAAAUUCUCAAUUCUAUGGCUGUGACUAAUGAUCAUUUCCAGACUGCCCUUGGUAACAGCAAUCCUUCAGCUCUACGUGAGACGGUCGUUGAGGUGCCUAAUGUUUCUUGGGAGGACAUUGGUGGUCUUGAGAAUGUCAAGAGGGAGCUCCAAGAGACUGUUCAAUAUCCAGUGGAGCAUCCUGAGAAAUUCGAGAAGUUUGGGAUGUCACCGUCUAAAGGAGUCCUAUUCUAUGGUCCCCCUGGUUGUGGAAAGACUCUCUUGGCUAAGGCUAUUGCGAACGAGUGUCAAGCCAACUUCAUUAGUAUCAAAGGUCCUGAGCUCCUCACAAUGUGGUUUGGAGAGAGUGAAGCCAAUGUGAGAGAGAUAUUCGACAAGGCACGCCAGUCUGCUCCUUGUGUUCUUUUCUUUGAUGAGCUUGACUCCAUUGCCACUCAGAGAGGGAACAGUGUUGGAGAUGCUGGUGGUGCAGCAGAUAGAGUAUUGAACCAGCUUCUUACGGAGAUGGAUGGAAUGAAUGCUAAGAAGACGGUCUUCAUCAUCGGAGCUACAAACAGACCAGACAUCAUCGACCCUGCACUUCUGCGUCCUGGUCGUCUCGAUCAGCUCAUCUACAUUCCUCUUCCUGAUGAGGAGUCUCGUUACCAGAUCUUCAAGUCUUGCUUGAGGAAAUCGCCUGUAGCUAAAGAUGUUGACCUGAGGGCUCUUGCGAAGUACACCCAAGGCUUCAGCGGUGCAGACAUCACAGAGAUUUGCCAGCGUUCUUGCAAGUAUGCGAUCAGAGAAAACAUCGAGAAGGAUAUUGAGAAGGAGAGGAAGAGAGCAGAGUCGCCAGAAGCAAUGGAAGAGGACGAAGAGGAGAUUGCAGAGAUUAAAGCUGGUCACUUUGAGGAAUCCAUGAAAUAUGCUAGGAGAUCAGUGAGUGAUGCAGACAUUCGCAAGUAUCAGGCUUUUGCUCAGACUCUCCAGCAAUCACGUGGGUUUGGAAGCGAGUUCAGGUUUCCAGAUGCGCCGACAGGGACUGGAGCUGCUGCCACAGUUGGGGGAGUCGACCCGUUUGCCACAUCCGGAGGAGCAGCCGACGAUGAUGAUCUCUACAGUUGAAAGAUCUGAUCAGACCUUGUGACUACUCUCUUUAGUCUUUUUACUUUGUUCUGCUUGAAAAACUUUCGAUGGUCUUUGUUGUGUUUUAUUUAUGUCUUUUGUACAUAAUCGUUGUGUCAUGCUGAAAUAAAUGUAGUACAAUUGU
Arabidopsis arenosa is the source of this 2633-nucleotide messenger RNA. NCBI's taxonomy places the organism in Eukaryota, Viridiplantae, Streptophyta, Magnoliopsida, Brassicales, Brassicaceae. The record is from the annotation of a GenBank genome assembly.